GCCGCGACGUCAGUUUAUGGCGGGCAUUGUAGCUGUAGGCUCGAAUAAGAAGGCUGUAGGCGAUCCAGGAAGAAGCGUCCUGGUGCUCAUCUUGGACACAAGGAGCAAAGCUCGAACAACCCGAGCCGGAGCUACAGCGUAAACACCAGUUUGGAGGAAACCCCCACAGUAAUGUCAUAUGUUAGAGAGACUGAUCGAUGGAGCGUCUCAGACGCCGGUCCACCGAUGAGCAAGCGCCCCGGCAAGAGGGCACCACUCGCCACAACAACGGAGACCAACAGCGGACCAAUGAGGGGUCCGACUUGGUGGAUUCGCAAUGCGGCGACGAAAGGGGCAUAAGGAGGGAAAUAAGGUGCAAGUACAGAGACCUCAUUGAUGCAGUUCACCGAAAUAGAGAAGAUUUGCUGAGUCCUUCCAAUAACAAACUCACAGAAGUUUUGGAAGAGGCAGACAAACUGUUUGUAAAUGUGCGACAGACAAGCGAAGCGGUGCUGGAUUCUAAGUUCGUUGCUGUGGCCACAGACCUGAACAACGAGAGAGCCAGCCUGAUGCGAGAUGAGGACAGUUCUUUUGACUUCACUGUAUUUGCUGAGCACCUUCUCUCCUUCAUGGGUCUCAACCGGCUGGAAACUGGGAAGGAGGAGCAGAGAGAUCAAGUCAGUGGGUACCUGCCCAGCGAUGCCUGGCAAAGACUGGCCAGGGGAGCUGAGAACUGUUUUAGGACAGCGCCGACCUUCCACUACAUGUUGGGUUCCUUCCAUGCUGAGCCGCCCCCUCCAAAGCAAAAGAUGGCACGACAAAGGAAACCCCCCAGCAAGGAAGCAAAAAGGAUCAUGCCCACUCAGCUGAAAAAGCUGGAAGAGGUCGAACAAGAAGCCACCGAGAAAGAGGUGGAGAGGAUCCUCGGCUGGCUGAAGGGUUAUCAUCAAAAGGACCCGUUGUCGCCGAUCCCGUAUUACGAGUUUGUUAUUGACCCCGACUCCUUUUCACGGACAAUAGAGAACAUUUUCCACACGUCUUUCCUUGUCAGGGAUGGUUUGGCACAAAUUGGUUUGGAUCGAGACAAGUUGCCUUAUAUAGCUCCUGUGGAGGAGGAGGCGAUGGAGAUAGAUGCUGGAGGAUCGGACAACCGUAAUGCGUGUAUCGUUUCAAUGAGCCCAAAGAUGUGGAAGGAGUUCAUUGAUGCCUUAGACAUCAGGGGCCCCAUGAUUCCGCCUCGAAGCACGGAUAAUUAGUGAUGGAACAAACAUUGUAUCACAAGGGACUCAACAUUGUUGUUGUUUUUUUUUCCCUAAUUUGUUGGAAUUAAGAUGUGUUUUUGAUGUCAUUUUGUUUUUUUUCAGUACAAUAAUAAAAGUAGGAAAAUGACACCGGCUCAGUUUUAAUUCAUCAAGAGUGUAUGCUAGACUUGACUGUUUGGAUCCACCAACCUAAUAAAUAGAUGCGCUAUAAUACUAAAAGAUGCACAGUAUAUAAAUAGACUUAAAAGGCUAGUUUAUCAGUUUGCGCAUUCCCUCAACUCUAGUGUCUGACUGCCUCGGGCACAGGGAUGACCCUGCACCUUAUUCUGGACCUUCAGGCCACACUGGAAUGAUGACUUAUUUUAUUUUUGUAUUUAUGAAAAAUACAAUAAAUAAAGUUUUAUUAAAAUAA
Phycodurus eques (leafy seadragon) is the source of this 1653-nucleotide messenger RNA. RefSeq names its product NSE4 homolog A, SMC5-SMC6 complex component (gene nsmce4a). Bases 198 to 1235 code for a protein of 345 amino acids. NCBI's taxonomy places the organism in Eukaryota, Metazoa, Chordata, Actinopteri, Syngnathiformes, Syngnathidae. The transcript is spliced from 12 exons. Gene Ontology annotation, biological process: DNA repair. Gene Ontology annotation, cellular component: nucleus; Smc5-Smc6 complex. The record is from RefSeq and is a predicted model, not a curated record.